Molecule: messenger RNA, 1515 nt
Organism: Aspergillus versicolor CBS 583.65
Lineage: Eukaryota; Fungi; Ascomycota; Eurotiomycetes; Eurotiales; Aspergillaceae
Product: alpha-hydroxy acid oxidase
Exons: 4
Coding region: 1-1515 (504 amino acids)
Molecular function (GO): oxidoreductase activity; FMN binding
Source: RefSeq, a predicted model, not a curated record
AUGUCUUCCCAACCGGUGUACCUCAGAAUACAGGAAUCGACAAUCCCUUCGGUUGAAAUGUGUCAGAAUGGGUGGAACCUCACCUACAAUUCCAACUUGGCUUAUUCCUCCUCAAAUGAUUCUCGACGGGAAAUCUCCGGUAUAGCACGGGGCCAGUCCGACAGCCUAACAUCUAGAUAUCCCAACACCGCAGUGGACAGAAGAUUACAUUGUCACCCUAAUAAGAAAAUGCCCAGCUCUGAAGGACCAACCCCCAUUCCCAUAACCGUCGCCGAUUUCAAGGAGACUGCGAGACGGCGACUCGACAAGCCAGUAUGGGACUACUAUAAUGCCGGAGCUGAUGGCGAAACCACAAUAAACCGCAACGAGGAGAUCUACAAAGAGUUCGUAUUCAUGGCUGAAGUACAACUUAGCUCUGCCCCAUCUCUAACGCCGACGCAGGGUUUUAUUGCGACCUCAAGUUCUGAGAAAUGUCUCCAACCUGUUGCUCCCACUGCAUAUCAGAAACUGGUGAGCGACGGCGGGGAGAUAGACGUCGCUAGGGCAUGCCAUGCUCUCGGCACCAACUUCAUCCUCUCUACCAAUGCAACGACUGCCAUGGAAGAUGCCAUAGAAGCCCUGCCUCCGCGCGACGAUAAUUAUCCUAGUCCCUGGUUCCAACUCUACUUCCUGGGAGAUCGAAACAUGACGGCAGGGUUGAUUCAACGCGCCGAAGCCGCGGGCUAUGAAGCCCUUGUCCUUACUGUGGAUACAGCUGUCCUAGGCAACCGAUUACCAAUGAGACGAAAUCCGUUUAAACUUCCACCUGGUCUUAGUAUGGAAAAUGUCAAGUCGAGGUCGGCAGGUGGCGUGAACAAAGCCCGGCUGCUUCUGGAGGCGAGAACAGCUGCCGAUGCGAAAAGGGUGGCUCAGGAGCAUACCUCAGCCCUCGUCGACGCAGGUUUAUCCUGGGAUGAAGCCAUUCCUUGGUUGCGAUCUCAAACCAAAAUGAAAAUCGUCCUUAAAGGUAUAAUGACCGCUGAAGAUGCCAUCCGAGCAGUGGACACCGGAGUCGACGCCAUAAUUGUUUCGAACCAUGGUGGAAGACAGCUGGACGGGGUUCCAUCCACCUUGGAGGUGCUCCCCGAGAUUGCAGAUGCAGUGAAGGGCGCAAUACCCAUUCUGUUUGAUGGUGGGAUCAGCAAGGGCAGCGAUGUCUUUAAAGCACUAGCACUAGGGGCGGAUUUGUGCCUUAUAGGUCGGUCGGCACUAUGGGGGCUAGCUUAUGACGGUCAGAGCGGAUUGGAGAAUGUUUUUCAUAUCUUGGAAAGAGAACUUUCUCGCACUAUGGCGCUCAUGGGGGUGGACUCUGUGGCGAGCAUAUCCAGAUCUAUGCUGGGACGAGCUAGAGAGAACGGGUUUGCAUCGACAAUAAGCUACUGCAGCCACCCCGAGCAGACUCGGCUCGGAACCGUGUUUCCCCCCGGUGAAGAUUGGAGUAAAGAUCAGGCCAAGAGAUUAGAUCGCCUUGAAUAG